AUGGAACUGUGUACCUCAAACCUCCAUGUAACCUUCAAAAUAUAUCAAAAACAACUAUGUAGUCCUGACCCCGCUAAUAACAGAGAGUGUGACUCUAACGGAAACCUUGUGUGUUUACCGCAUUUCUACGGUCCAAACUGUGAUAAGAAAUGUGAACCAACACGUAAUGGGCACUGUGAUAGCAGCGGUAGGUUAAUUUGUAAUUCCUUAUACUAUGGACGACAAUGUGACAGACAUUGUAUCACUCCGCCUUCCCGUGGACACUGUGAUACUAACGGGACAUUGAGGUGUGAUCCAUCUUACUAUGGAAUACAUUGUGACAAGCACUGUAUCACUCCGCCUUCCCAUGGACAUUGUGAUAUCAACGGGACAUUGAGGUGUGAUCCAUCUUACUACGGAAUACAUUGUGACAAACACUGUAUCACUCCACCAUCUCAUGGACACUGUGAUACUAACGGAACAUUGAGGUGUGAUUCAUCUUACUACGGAAUACAUUGUGACAAGCACUGUAUCACUCCGCCUUCCCAUGGACACUGUGAUACUAACGGAACAUUGACAUGUGAUCCAUCUUACUACGGAAUACAUUGUGGAAACCAUUGUAUUGAUCCGCCUUCCCAUGGACACUGUGAUACUAACGGGACAUUGAGGUGUGAUUCAUCUUACUACGGAAUUCAUUGUGGAAACCAUUGUAUUAAUCCGCCAUCCCAUGGACACUGUGAUACUAACGGGACAUUGAGGUGUGAUCCAUCUUAUUACGGAAUACAUUGUGACAAGCACUGUAUCACUCCGCCAUCCCAUGGACACUGUGAUACUAACGGGACAUUGAGGUGUGAUCCAUCUUACUAUGGAAUACAUUGUGGAAAGCAUUGUGUUGAUCCGCCUUCCCAUGGACACUGUGAUACUAACGGGACAUUGAGGUGUGAUCCAUCUUACUAUGGAAUACAUUGUGGAAACCAUUGUGUUGAUCCGCUUUCCCAUGGACACUGUGAUACUAACGGGACAUUGAGGUGUGAUCCAUCUUACUACGGAAUACAUUGUGGAAACCAUUGUAUAAAUCCGCCAUCCAAUGGACACUGUGAUACUAACGGGACAUUGAGGUGUGAUCCAUCUUCCUACGGAAUACAUUGUGGAACACAUUGUAUUAAUCCGCCAUCCCAUGGUCACUGUGAUACUAACGGGACAAUGAAGUGUGAUUCAACCUACUACGGAAUACAUUGUGAAAACCAUUGUAUAAAUCCGCCAUCCAAUGGACACUGUGAUACUAACGGGACAUUGAGGUGUGAUUCAUCUUACUAUCGAAUACAUUGUGACAAACACUGUAUCACUCCGCCAUCCCAUGGACACUGUGAUACUAACGGGACAUUGAGGUGUGAUCCAUCUUACUACGGAAUACAUUGUGACAAGCACUGUACUUCUCCGCCUUCCCAUGGACACUGUGAUACUAACGGAACAUUGAGGUGUGAUCCAUCUUACUACGGAAUACAUUGUGGAAACCAUUGUAUUAAUCCGCCAUCCCAUGGACACUGUGAUACUAACGGGACAUUGAGGUGUGAUCUAUCUUACUAUGGAAUACAUUGUGGAAACCAUUGUGUUGAUCCGCCAUCCCAUCGACACUGUGAUACUAACGGGACAAUGAAGUGUGAUUCAACCUACUACGGAAUACAUUGUGACAAGCACUGUAUCACUCCGCCUUCCCAUGGACACUGUGAUACUAACGGGACAUUGAAGUGUGAUUCAACCUACUACGGAAUACAUUAUGACAAGCACUGUAUCACUCCGCUAUCCCAUGGACACUGUGAUACUAACGGGACAUUGAAGUGUGAUUCAACCUACUACGGAAUACAUUAUGACAAGCACUGUAUCACUCCGCUAUCCCAUGGACACUGUGAUACUAACGGGACAUUGAAGUGUGAUUCAACCUACUACGGAAUACAUUGUGACAAGCACUGUAUCACUCCGCCUUCCCAUGGACACUGUGAUACUAACGGAACAUUGAGGUGUGAUCCAUCUUACUACGGAAUACAUUGUGACAAGCACUGUAUCACUCCGCCUUCCCAUGGACACUGUGAUACUAACGGGACAUUGAAGUGUGAUUCAACCUACUACGGAAUACAUUAUGACAAGCACUGUAUCACUCCGCUAUCCCAUGGACACUGUGAUACUAACGGGACAUUGAGGUGUGAUCCAUCUUACUAUGGAAUACAUUGUGACAAGCACUGUAUCAUUCCGCCAUCAAAUGGACAUUGUGAUAUCAACGGGACAUUGAGGUGUGAUUCAUCUUACUACGGAAUACAUUGUGAAAACCAUUGUAUUAAUCCGCCAUCCCAUGGACAUUGUGAUACUAACGGGACAUUGAGGUGUGAUCCAUCUUACUAUGGAAUACAUUGUGACAAGCACUGUAUCACUCCGCCAUCCCAUGGACACUGUGAUACUAACGGGACAUUGAGGUGUGAUCCAUCUUACUACGGAAUACAUUGUGACAAGCACUGUAUCACUCCGCCAUCCCAUGGACACUGUGAUACUAACGGGACAUUGAGGUGUGAUCCAUCUUACUACGGAAUACAUUGUGACAAGCACUGUAUCACUCCGCCUUCCCAUGGACACUGUGAUACUAACGGAACAUUGAGGUGUGAUCCAUCUUACUACGGAAUACAUUGUGGAAACCAUUGUGUUGAUCCGCCUUCCCAUGGACAUUGUGAUAUUAACGGGACACUGAGGUGUAAUCUAUCUUAUUACGGACUUAAUUGUGACAAGCACUGUAUCACUCCGCCAUCCCAUGGACACUGCAACACUAACGGUUAUCUACGUUGUGAUCCCCCGUUUAAAGGUUCAGGCUGUAAUGAAAGUUCGGCUACGACUUCUCCUCAGGCCUUUGCAGAUUUCAUCCUAAGGAUAACACUGCGGACCCUUUACAUACCUGCCUGUCCAUGUACAAAACCAAGUAAUACAUGUUUACCGGUGUGCCAUCCAGACGUCCAAAUUUGUUUUAG
Molecule: messenger RNA, 2990 nt
Organism: Mizuhopecten yessoensis (Yesso scallop)
Lineage: Eukaryota; Metazoa; Mollusca; Bivalvia; Pectinida; Pectinidae
Product: multiple epidermal growth factor-like domains protein 6
Exons: 3
Biological process (GO): cell communication
Cellular component (GO): membrane
Molecular function (GO): scavenger receptor activity
Source: RefSeq, a predicted model, not a curated record